This is a messenger RNA of Oncorhynchus mykiss (rainbow trout), 1394 nucleotides long. It is a transcript of the gene rnaseh2c, whose product is annotated as ribonuclease H2, subunit C. Lineage: Eukaryota; Metazoa; Chordata; Actinopteri; Salmoniformes; Salmonidae. The record is from RefSeq and is marked provisional. Gene Ontology annotation, cellular component: ribonuclease H2 complex. Gene Ontology annotation, biological process: RNA catabolic process.
GGAAGUUGGAGGAAAACAUUAGAAAUCUGGACCGUUGAAAGGAUGUCAUCCAAUUGCAGUGUGACCAGAUUACAGCUGGACUCAGUGAGCCAGGCAGAAUGCCCCUCUGUUCACCUGCUGCCCUGUGAGAUAGAGCAUGACGGGCCUGCAGAGGUGUCCCAGUUCUUCACAGCCACCAUCAAAGACCGAAAACAUGAGAAAACGGUUUCGUUCAGGGGUCGUGGGUUAAAAGGUCAGGAGGUCAGCUGUCCGCAGGGCUACACAGGCCUGGUGCUGAGAGAGGUCAACAAAUCAGGCUCUGACCAGGAGGACAGGACUGUGAAGGUGUCCUCAGUGUUCCAUAAAGUCACCUACUGGAACCUCGAGACUUCGCCCAACUCUGAUGACGGCAUCGUCAUGGCAAUGGCCUGGCCGGAUCUGGCAGAAGCGGUGUGUGUAAUACAAUAAUUUGUUUUACUCCAUUAAUAAAAAUCGAAUUGUAUUUGUCACAUGCGACGAAUACGACCGGUGGACAUUUUUACCGUGAAUGCUUACUUACGAGCCCUUUCCCAACAAUGCAGAGUUAAAAAGUAAGAAAAAUUGCAAAAAGGAAAUAGUAACGCAAUAAAAUAACAAAAACGAGGCUAUAUACAAGGAGUACCGGUACCGAGUAAAUGUGCAGUGGUAUGAGGUAAUAUAUAAAUGUAGGUUAGGGUAAAAGUGACUAGGCAAUCAGGAUAGAUAAACAGUAGCAGCAGCGUAUGUGAUGUGAAAGAGUGUGUGUUUGUGUAUGUAGUAUGUGUGAAUGUGUGGGUAGUUUACAGUGAGUGUGCAUAGAGCCGGUGCAAGAGAGUCAGUGCAAAUAAAAAGGGGGUCAAUGCAAAUAGUCAGGAUAUCCAUUUGACUAACUGUUCAGCAGUCUUAUAGAUUGGGGGUAGACGCUGUUAAGGAGCCUUUUGGUCCCAGACUUGGAGCUCUGGUACCGCUUGCCAUGCAGUAGCAGAGAGAACCGUCUAUGAUUUGGGUGGCUAGAGUCUUUGAAAAUGUUUAAGGCCUUCCUCUGACACCGCCUGGUAUAGAGGUCCUGGAUGGCAGGGAGCUCAGCCCCAGUGAUGUAUACAUGGCCCAUGGGUAAUAACACAUUAUUCAUAUUUGACAGAUACAUGGGCCGGUGGAUGACUGACAUGGAAGAGGCCAAAGCAAAGAAGAUCAAUCCCUUCUCUACCCUCCUUUUCAUGCUGAAGACUGCCUCAACACAUUUUGGUUGUGUUGUAGUGGACACUGUCUAUCUUUUACAGAUCCAUAGGGGUGAAUUGUGCUUGCUGCUUCUUGUGACUAAUGUUACUAUUGUACCAUGUUCUUUUUGUUGUAUUUUCUGUCAUCAAUUAUACUCAUAUUAUAGACCAUUGUGAUAC